Molecule: messenger RNA, 1062 nt
Organism: Ciona intestinalis (vase tunicate)
Lineage: Eukaryota; Metazoa; Chordata; Ascidiacea; Phlebobranchia; Cionidae
Source: RefSeq, a predicted model, not a curated record
UGCUGUUAAACGCGGUAUCCAUCUUCCUUUACAGUACUAUAUCUGUAAACGUAUUGUUGGCAACACAGUAACCUAUCUAAAUAUUAUUAAAAAGAUCUUUAUUUUUCAAUGUUGCAGGUUGUAUAUCCAGCUAUCUAUAUAUACUGUUACACCCAGCCAAAGGACAAUAACAGCAACAACAAACCACAACAACAACGUUCAACAUCUAAAACAAGGCGACAGAAUAGUCAGAAUGUUGAGAGCAAUAAUGACGACCAAGUUGGAACAGCAGUAAAUCACCAAAGGGCUCGAAAGAAGGUUUCCACACCACAACAAUCUAUCAAGAACGAAUAUUGCGUGACAACUAAUUCCUCGAUUUCUAAUUUGACUACUAACUGUGAACGAGACUCACUGCUACGUCCGCACUCAAACACCGGUAACGGAUCCGUGAAGACUGGUGUCUUGGCAUCGGAAUCCUUGCGACAAUCUCUGUCCCAAGAUUGCGCCAAGCAGCGCUCGAGUGCCGCUGUUGAAUCGUCUAACUCUGAGAGAAGCGCAUUUGACGAAAGGAAGAGCCUGACCGUCAAAGUGGCGUGCUCUGCUGAUGCAUUUGUGGCGGCUGGGGCCGCUGCUAAAGGAGGGGAGCGGCUUGCGCAAGCUAAACGAACCUACUAUAGGAAAGCCAUUGCUCUAAUGGUUGUCGGAGGUGUCAUAUUCACCCUUGGAAUUGCGCUUGCAGCUUUGUACUUUGCUGGGUACCCCACCAUACAAAUGGCGGGGCCGGUAUGUCUGUCUAUUGGACUUCUGCUCGGCGUUUGCGGAAUAGUUUGGAUUCCUAUUAUAAAAACCAAACUAAAGAGGCAGCAACAGGUUAUGACAAGAACUUUCAGUUUGUGAAUAUUUUUUCGUACAUUUUAGGCUAUGUUUUAUGAAUAUAAGACGUCAAGUUUUUAUACCGCAGUUAAAACGUUUUAUGGCGUUUAUAAUUCAUGUUGCGCUCCUUUGCGGUGAGCGGGAUAUAUUUCUGUCCCGCUGUAUAUAUGUUUACUUAGUGAAAUAUUAAUUACGCUAUAACGGGCGAUU